UUUGUGUCCAACUGUUUUCACGUCAAAAACAACGAGCAGCCGCCCUUGACUGAGGCAUGCGACUAUCCCACAAGUUAUAUGUGUUUUCACGUACUAUUGACCCACCCGCACAUGUAAACGCGUCGCGUUUUCGCUUUUAAUUUUGGCAGUCAGGCGUUUAUAACCGAAACAGCUGGUUCGAUGUUUCUCCUCCUCCAUCUCCCCUUCCCGCCCCCCUUUCGCCCGUCCCCCUUUGUCUGGCAAACCGGGAGACGGAGGGAAACGAGGUGAAGAACAGGGACACGAAAUAAACAAAACGAAAACUAACCUGCCUGAAAAAUAGAGCGGUAUUAGCAACGCGAAAAGAGCACGAAACUAAACCUCCGCACCCGAUAGGAGAGACUGGCGAGGGAGGGGGGCGAUUAGACCACAACCUCUCGCGCGCGUCCCUCGCUCGCUCCCGCCGCUCGCCGGGGUGCUGAUGCUGCACAGCCUGCGCCGCGAUGGCAUCAUAACCCUUGCCGCAAGAGAGCAGCAUGCAACCCGGGAUCGCUCUACACGUUCUGCGAUCUUUUUCCGGAGGAAGGUGCGAGACACUGUGAUGCCAUUCACCGCCUGUACCUCGGUCCUGAGGCUUUCCAAGCGGAGCAUCUCUCUGUGAUCGCGGUAGGGAGUGGCUCAUUGUUAACCAACAGAUUCCGAGGCGCUACUGGGAUUUUUCCUGUUUGCUCCUCGCGGAACACUUUUAGGAUUCUCUUCCUCAAUCCAAUGUGGAACCUUUUCACGUAAUCCUCUUUAAAACUAAUCAUCUGGAGGUAGCUACGAGGACUGCUCAAGAGCCCCACUCCCUUUCUGGAGCCAUUUGCUAGACACCCCUCUAGCGCUGUCACCUGGAACUCCAACGGACUUGGAACGGAUGCUAAAGGCAUGGAAAGAACUACCUCUUCAAAGGGCCAAGGCCUGACUGAGUGACUGCUGGCAUCCUGAAGAUAUCCCAAGAAAAAGAAACCAAAACCAGUAACAGUAAGGAUGCUGAAGCCUAGUGGCCUAAAGAUCCCCAGCAAGGGCCCCAAGCACUCCAGUCCAGUGGGAAGGUCGUCUACUGGGUCCACAUCCAGCACAACUGCUCAGAAAGAGGCUUCUGGCUCACCCCUUCCAAAACAGCAGUCCUUGACAUCAGCUGCUUCCACAGAUAAAGCUGGCUCCAAGCAAACAGAGGUUGGGGAUGAUGUUUUGGGAGAUUUUGUACUGAGGGAACGCGUUUGGGUGAAUGGAGUGAAACCCGGUUGCAUCCAUUAUCUUGGUGAGACUCAGUUUGCCCCUGGACAGUGGGCAGGAGUGGUUCUGGAUGACCCAGUGGGCAAAAAUGAUGGCUCAGUGGGAGGUGUCCGAUAUUUUGAGUGCUCUCCCAUGCAAGGUAUCUUCACCCGGCCCUCCAAACUGACCCGACAGCCUGUUGGUGAUGGCACCGAGGCCCAUACUGCUGACUCUCUCACAGCUCAGAAUGUCAACUUACAUGGUGGCACUGGAAACAACUCUGUCACCUCUGGUCAACGUGUCAUUAUGCCUUUGAGAGAAAAUGUUCUCAACAGCUCUGUGAAAACUGGGAAUGAGUCUGGAUCAAAUCUCUCCGAUAGUGGUUCAGUGAAGAAGGGAGACAAAGACUUCCGAGUUGGAGAUAGAGUGCUGGUUGGAGGAACCAAGACAGGAGUUGUGAGAUAUGUUGGAGAGACCGACUUUGCCAAGGGGGAGUGGUGUGGGGUGGAAUUGGAUGAACCACUUGGAAAGAAUGAUGGAGCUGUGGCUGGGACCAGGUAUUUUCAGUGCCCUCCGAAGUUUGGCCUCUUUGCUCCCAUUCACAAGGUGAUCCGAAUUGGGUUCCCAUCCACCAGCCCAGCCAAGGCAAAGAAAAGCAAACGCAUGGCAAUGGGCGUCUCAUCUCUGGCUCAUAGCCCCAGCAGUUCAUCGAUCAGCUCCGUCAGCUCUGUUGCAUCAUCAGUUGGCGGCCGUCCUAGCCGCAGUGGUCUGCUGACAGAAACAUCCUCCCGGUAUGCACGUAAGAUCUCAGGUACGACUGCCCUACAGGAGGCCCUUAAGGAGAAGCAGCAACAUAUUGAGCAGCUUCUGGCUGAGCGUGACCUUGAGAGAGCAGAAGUCGCCAAAGCCACCAGCCACAUCUGCGAAGUGGAAAAAGAGCUAAGCGUGCUCAAGACUCAGCAUGAGCAGUAUGUCUCAGAAACAGAGUCCAACCUGCAGCAAGUGCGCACUCUGCUGUCUAGUGUGCAGAAGGACAAGCUAGAGCUGCUAAAUCAACUAGAAGAAGAGAAAAGGAAAGUUGAAGAUCUCCAGUUUAGAGUAGAAGAGGAGUCAAUUACUAAAGGAGACCUUGAGACUCAAACGAAGUUGGAGCAUGCCCGCAUUCGGCAGCUCGAGCAAAGCCUUCUGUUUGAAAAAUCAAAAAUGGAAAAACUUCAAAAAGAGUUAGAGGACAACAGGCAAACCACAGUGGAGGAGAAAAGCAGGAUCAUGCAGUUGGAAGAAGAACUAACCUUGAGGAGGGCAGAAAUUACUGACUUACAGCAGAGGCUUCAGAGUCCUAAUCCUUCUGAGGCAGGUGUUUUCAGCCCAGGGCUCAAUACAGAGACGUUUUUGCUACGGGAGCAGCUGCUGGCAGCAGACCGUGAGCAUCAUAAGGUGAGCAGCCAACUGAAGGAGAAAUACGAGACUGCCCUGAGUAGUCAACAGCAGGACAUUGACAAAUUUAAGGCGAUAACAGAGAAGCAAGCGCAAGAAAUUCAGGAUCUGAAGCAAAAGUUGCAGCAAGCCACCAAAGAAAACAUGGAGAUGAUGGACAACUGGAAGUCCAAGCUGGACAGCCUUGUAACAGACCACCAGAAGUCUUUGGAAGAUCUAAAGCUCUCCCUAACCUCUGAUGGCACAGGAUCCCAGCACAAAGAGGUUGUGGAGCUCAAGGCAUCCUUGGAAAGCUUGAAAAUGGAACACCAGUUGGAGCUGGAAAACCUAAAGGCCAAGCACGAAAUUGAGAUGGCAGUUCACAUUAAGGAGAAGGAAGAUCACAAAGCGAAGUGUCUGGAAGCCAGGGAGGAAGUAGCUGAGCUUAAUGAGAACUGGAAAAAGCAACUGGAAGCCAAGACAAGCCAGCAUUUGCUGGAAGUAAAAGACCUUACUGAAAAACUGCAGAAAUCAGAGCUAAAGCUUACCGAUUUGGAGAAGUUGCAUUCAGAGUGCAAAGAUCAGUCUGAAGCCAUCGGUUUCUUAAAGGAGCAGAUUGCUCUAGCCGAAAAAAAAAUGGUUGACUAUGAGGCCCUACAGAGUGCAGAGGAACAAAGUAAACAAGAGAUCAGAACUCUCCAGGAGAAGCUGCGGGUAGCAGACAACAGGCUACAGGCUUCGGAGGCUAAUCAUGUUCCAAAAGAUGCAAAUGUAAUUGAAAAUAAUGAUAUCUCUGAAGAGAAGAUUAAAAUGAAACAGAAUGUUGAAGAUCUUAUGGAAAAGCUUUUGAAAAAAGAAAAAGAAGUCUCAUCAAUGUCUUCACUGAUUGAUGUUCUGAAGUCUCAAGUGACUUCCCUGGAGAGCAAAUAUCGUUCUGCUGAUAAGAAGGCAGAGGCAACUCAAAAAGAGAAACUUCGACUGGAAGCCGAACUAGAGUCCUUGGCAAAAAAGUCCCAUGAUGCUUCAGGCCAGCUAGUUGUCAUCAGCCAGGAGCUUCUGAGGAAGGAGAAGAGCUUAAACGAGCUGCGUGUGCUGUUACUAGACUCUCCACGACACUCUCCUGGUCUGGACCGUGAUUUGAGCCGUGAAGUACACAAGGCAGAGUGGAGGCUAAAAGAGCAAAAACUUCAGGAUGAUAUCAAACGACUUCGGGAAAAGUUGCAUCAGCUGGACAGAGAGAAAUCGGUUCCAGACCAUAGACGGUACUCUAUGAUUGAUUCAGCAGCAUCUGAAACAGAAGUUUUGAGACUUAAGCAACGGCUUCUUAGCACAGAGGAUGCACUCUGGAAUGCCUUGGACCAUAACCAACAGGUGGAUAAGUUGGUAGAAGCUAUGCGAAACCAUAAUCCUGACAAAAUGCAGGCUAUAGGAAACCCUACUUCAGCCAAUGGGAUUCACCAACAGGAGAAAACCUUUAUACAGGAGGAUAAACACUGAAACCGAACAAAGAUCAAAAGCAGGGAGUGUGAUACAAAGAAAGAAAAGGAGAAAUCUGGCCUUGAUGAGCUUGAACAUCUGGAGCAGUCCAAGAUUCUGGAGAAAAAUAUCUGGAACAGAAAGAGCCAUUUAAUAUCAAACUUCAUGAAGACAGACAUAGCCAGCAUGAUUUUCAAUCUCUAUUUGAAAAAUGUCCUCAGUAUCACAAAUCACACAAAUGCUUGCCUGUGGUUGCUGUUUAAGAUAAAUAGGAGGCCUUCGUAUUGUUACAGCUGUCUGCCUUUAACAGAGACAUUUACUCGCAAUCUGACUAUGUGUUCCACCCAGCAGCUCCACCCUGUACCACUUUCUGCAGAUGUGAUAGCAGGCUUCUCUUCUUUAUCUAUAUAUAAAUGGUACUUUCCUACUGCUCGGUUUUGUACAUCUGUAGACAGACAGUUGGUUCAUUGUGUGAAGCACAAAAAAACACAAUGAAAUCUUUCAGACAAUAUAUGUUAUAUUUAUGUUUCCACAGAGGAGACUAGUAGGAGCGAGUGGCUCAAAGGAAAUGCAACUCACUCACGUCACCAACACAACGCUCAAAUGUGUAUCAUGAGCUGCUUUAUUAUGAACUGAAUUGGGCGUUUCUGCUGGUUCUGGACUUUCUCAAAAGAUUGUGUUUAUUUUGAUUAAAGCACCUGAAACUGGGAAACAUAGAAUAAAUAGUAUGGGAGAAGCAUUCAGUUUUCAAAAUGAUCACCAAAAGACAGUGGGAUAUCCAUGUGCAUAGCAGAGAAUUUUCUGGACCACAGGUCUUACUCUUUUUGUUGCUGUCCGGUAUCUUCAUGUCUGAGCAAAUGAGUAACAAGGAUUUUACAUUUUAUUUCAGUUUUCUUAAUGAGAGCACUUGCUCAUGUUUAAGGGCCAUAACCUGACUGUUGAUCUACAGUAUUUCCUCAUGCAUUAGAUAUAGUCAUUUGGUUCCACAGACAGUAUAUGAAGUUAAGAAGAAAGAGAAGCAUUACACAAUAUCCCUUUUAAUUAAUAGUCCCAAAGUAGUAUUUUUUACCUAAACCCGGCCAUUUAUUUGAUGAUAAUGCAGUAUUUAGAUGGUGGUUGAAAUGUACUGUAACACUGUAUAUGAAAUAUAAUAGACAAUUGUUAAAUGUGAAGAACAGUGAAAAAGAUUAUCGAAAUUCUAACACUAAACAAUCACUUUUAUAAACUUUAUAUUAAGUGUUUGGAUACUCCUUUACCAAACAUACAGCCUUCGUCCAUCAUGAGAGAGAAAACUCAUUUUAAUAAAACGGUUUUCUACAGUCUGCGAAUGUGAAUGAAUUUCUCCUUCCGUUUCCAGAAAGAAGAAAUUCUACACUGGCAUGAACAAACUGGAGCCUACUGCAGCUGGGACUUCUUCACACUACUGUUGUGCACAAUAGGAAACGUGGCAAAGAAAGGAAGGGGCUCACCGAGCUCAUUCACACCUCACCUUAUAUUUCAGCAUUGCAGGCCUUUGGAUUGUUUGACUUACAAUUAGGUGAACACAGCAGUGGAAAGCCGGAUAAAUGGACUGCUCUAUAGGCUGUGACGGUAAAGAGGUACAGUACAGUAUAGAGAGUGUAUUAUGAGAUUAACUUGCAUAUACAGAAUGCCAGCUCACUCUUUUAGUCCUAUGCAUUGAGUGUUUAGGGAACAAGCAGGAAUAAUGUUUUCCAGUUUGUAUGGUAACAGAAACUAUUUCAAAUUCAUUUUAAACCAAUGCAGAGGGGACAAAAUUCCAAAGUGCAUGGUGAUUUCUAACGGGUUCAAGUCCAAUAAUACUCCAUGGCAUGGUGUCAGAUGAAGCUGAGCGCUGAGUAAAGUCACCUGUUACUGUCUUCAUUAUUCUUCUGCAUUAGUUCUAAUCAAACAUUUAUUCCUGCUACUUCAGAUAUUUCUGUGUCUAAAAGAAACAAAGUAAAACUAACUUUAAUGGUAAUUUUGGCUAAAAUUGUGACAUUUGUUCAAAGUGAAGUGAGAUAUUUUAACUGACAUGCUGUAUUUUUGGGAUAUUAUAAAGUACACAAGUGGCACACCAUGCAGAAUUUACAGAGCAGAAAAAGUGAUUUGAUUUUUCUUAAAGUUUAAAGAAAGGCUUGUCUCAAUGUGAAAUCUCACAAUCAUCAGGCACGCAGAUCAUCGAUAUCCUGGAGACUUAAACGUCUCCAGCAGUCCACCUCAGGUUGUAUCCAACGAGCGCAUCAUUCCAUAAGGAUGGGUACCACCAUUAUUGCACAUGGUACUUGGUGCAUGUCACUUUCGAUUGCGAAACAUUGUGUUUUCCUUCACUUUACAACUUCCUUAGAAGGGUAGCUGCUAUUAUUUACAGCUUGGACUGCAUUGAUGAUUUUUUUUUUUUAAAUAAAAGGUUUUAUGAGUCUUAGUUUUGAAGAUCUGCUGCAGUUGCACAGAUGGCUCUUCCUUAAUAUACUAGGAGCUUGGAGAAUGUUUUGCAGCAUUAGAAAGACCCCUCACACAUUCCCUCCAAACACGUAGAUGGUUACUUGAUGUUAAUAUAUAGUAUUCAGUCUUCAUUGUAGCCAAAUGUACCAAAAUAAAAUGCACAUGUGGCUGUCAGUACUCUUUACUUAUAGAUAUUACUUAUUUAUUUAGGCCAUUGCAUUUUGGAAAUUAAAGCCUUGUUCCUUACUAAAAAAACUAAAAUGUGCAGGUAGAUCUUCAGUGCCUGAUAUAGACUAAAAUCCUAGUAUGUAUCCAAUCAGAUGAACAAAGUCAUCACAAUCUAAUCUGAUUAUGCAGUUGCCAGUACUUGUCCUGCUCGUUCCAGCACCUCCUCAUGUGCUGCUGGCCUUUUGCAGACCUGCUGUCUGUGAAUAUGCUGUAACUUCGACUUCAAAUGUUAAGGCUUCUCCAGAAAAGUAUUGAAAUAAAAAAGUUUUUGGGUUCACUGAA
Polypterus senegalus (gray bichir) is the source of this 7080-nucleotide messenger RNA. RefSeq names its product CAP-GLY domain containing linker protein 2 (gene clip2). The record is from RefSeq and is a predicted model, not a curated record. Gene Ontology annotation, biological process: cytoplasmic microtubule organization. Gene Ontology annotation, molecular function: microtubule plus-end binding. Bases 1009 to 4149 code for a protein of 1046 amino acids. The transcript has 17 exons. Gene Ontology annotation, cellular component: nucleus; cytoplasm; microtubule plus-end. Lineage: Eukaryota; Metazoa; Chordata; Cladistia; Polypteriformes; Polypteridae.